Haliotis rufescens (red abalone) is the source of this 1214-nucleotide messenger RNA. RefSeq lists its product as uncharacterized. The transcript is spliced from 5 exons. The coding region runs from base 1 to 1158 and encodes 385 amino acids. NCBI's taxonomy places the organism in Eukaryota, Metazoa, Mollusca, Gastropoda, Lepetellida, Haliotidae. The record is from RefSeq and is a predicted model, not a curated record.
AUGCAUUGUAUUAUUUCAGCUGCGGUGCCUGCACACGCCCGCCUCGGGAGUACUGCCUUUCUGUCGUGGAAAUUACCCCGACCUGGACUCGGAGAAUUUACAGUGCGACGGUUAUCUUCGAAAUCUCUGUUCCACAUAACUGACUACAAUCAAGUGAAUGUCACUGACAGAUACAAGUCCAGAGCUGCAUUCACCGGGAGAGUGAAUUCUUCAGGAUCUGGGGUGUUCAGCUUCGAGCUGUAUAAUGUGGACUGGCCAGACAGUGCAGAGUACAGAUGUCACAGAGGGUCACCAGGCUCGCCCGGGUCAAGAGUGUACGACUGUGGUCAACGGCUAUUUGUAAAAUAUAUUGCGGAUCCCUACAUCGUCGCCCCUCAGACAGUUGAAGCCGAUAAAAUUGUCACGCUGACAUGUUACGUCGCCGUGAAAGGGUAUUUACAGACAUCAAUUACUUGGGGUUGGAGGCGGAAUGAAGUCGAAGUGGCAAACAUAGAAAGACUUCCUUUGGCAGUUUCUAAGUUACAUGGAGACUAUUACUACCACAAGGGUUCUCUGACCGUCAGUGAUGGUACCAGAGGCAGAUACACGUGUAAAGCUGAACUGGUGGGAUGGGAUGUUCAGUCUGAAUGGAGUGAAGAAUCUGAAUUGUCUACAAACUCAAAGAUGGAAAAAGUCCCGAACUACACACAAGUGCGUGAAGGUGAUCAUGCCAUGGUAGCCUGGAAGAUGCCUCGUUAUCGAUAUGAAUUCUACAUCAUGACACCUAGUGGGGAUAAGUUUAUGGCUGUGGAUGCCAAUAAGGUCUACAUACUUCCUAAGUACUGGCUCAGAACCAGGAUGGUGGAGGUUGUUACCUCCCGUAACACCAGCACCUAUGUCUUUUGUCUCUACAAUGUUUCACUAGCUGAUGCUGGAAGGUACACCUGCAGGAGAGAGGAAAAAGGUGCAACCAAGAUCUCCCUGACUCGGUGUAUACACGACCUAUUUGUCUCAAGUCAUAACGCCACAGCAACAAAGCCAGUUAUGACAUCGCCGAAUAAGUAUGGAUAUGCCGUUCUUAUAGGAAUCCUGGUAGCGGUUCUCAUAUUGUAUUUGUUAACAAACGGUAAGACCAAAUUUGAUCGCGUGUAUUCUUUGGAGAUCAUCUAUUCGGAAUAAGUACCUGUAACUCUUACACUGAAAGACCUCUUCCGUGGUCCAGUGGUAGAGCAUCC